AUGCCAGUCCCCAGUCUCCGCCGCUCUUCCUUGACAAGUCGCUCGUCUGUCGAGGAUAACGUAAGUGGAGAGGAGGAGGUCGUUGAGCCUGAUCAGGGAAAUGUCCUCUCGCACAUCAUUUCUCAGCUCCGACCGGGCGCUGACUUGAGUCGUGUCGUGCUGCCGACCUUCAUUCUCGAGCCCCGGUCCAUGUUAGAACGUAUCACCAACUUCAUGGCCCACCCCGAAACCCUCCUCCCCAUGUCCACAAUUGAUGACCCUAUCGAGCGUUUUGUUUCAGUUGUCAAGUUCUACUUGAGUGGUUGGCACAUCAAACCCCCAGGGGUGAAGAAACCACUGAACCCUAUCCUGGGGGAGACAUUUACUUGCUACUGGGACUAUCCGGAUAACACACGCGGAUACUACAUCUCCGAACAGACUUCUCACCACCCCCCGAAGUCGAGCUACUUCUUUAUGGCCCCGGAGCACAACAUUCGCAUCGAUGGUACCCUCAAGCCCCGCAGCAAGUUCCUUGGUAACUCGGCAGCCAGUAUGAUGGAAGGUAUUGCGAUUUUGACUCUGUUGAACCACGGUCAAGACAAGGAGAAGGGGGAGCGCUAUAUUCUGACGCAACCAAACAUGUACGCGCGUGGUAUCCUAUUUGGGAAGAUGAAGUAUGAGCUCGGCGACCACAGCUAUGUCCGAUGCCCCGAAACCGGUCUCGUAGCGGAUAUCGAAUUCAAGACGAAGGGCUACUUCUCUGGCACGUAUAAUGCCAUUGGAGGCACCAUCAAGAAUGAAAAGACCGGCGAAGUGUUGUUCGAUUUGUCAGGCAUGUGGAAUGGUGAGAUGGAUAUCAAGGAUGUCCAUACUCACCACAAGAACGUGCUGUUCGAUGCCACACAUGCCAAGCACACGAAACCUUUGGCCCGUCCGACUGGAGAGCAAGACGAGCGGGAGUCUCAAAGACUAUGGCUGCCUACAGUCAAGGAAAUUAUCGCCCGGAACCACGAAGCAGCUACGGAUGAAAAGACCAAGAUCGAAGAUCGCCAACGAGAGGAGGCUGCCAAGCGCACCGCUGAAGGUGUCGAGUGGACACCCCGAUUGUUCCGUGCCGUGCACGGUGGUCCUGGUGGCCCGGAGGAGGGCGAGGAAAGCUUAGAUUGGAUCAUCAACGCUCACGUGGACUCGCACGAUCCCGAGGCUGCAGUGAAGCAGAUCCUAGCCAUUGCGCCCAUCGUUCCAGGUCAGAAACAGCCAUCUCAGUUCGAGAUCCCGCCAUUCGCUGCACAAAAUAGCCAUCCGGUGGAUCCAACCCAGGACGUCAAAGCUAAUACCACCACAGGCGUAAACGUAGGAACUGACGUCCAAAAGCCGGCCGUUGUGGAGCGAAAUGACACAGAAACGCACAAGGUGGAACAGUUCAUGGAUGCAGAAGAGAAGAUAUAG
Penicillium taxi is the source of this 1428-nucleotide messenger RNA. Its product is annotated as OSBP family protein. The record is from RefSeq and is a predicted model, not a curated record. Gene Ontology annotation, cellular component: membrane; cytosol; cortical endoplasmic reticulum. Gene Ontology annotation, molecular function: sterol binding. Lineage: Eukaryota; Fungi; Ascomycota; Eurotiomycetes; Eurotiales; Aspergillaceae. The coding region runs from base 1 to 1428 and encodes 475 amino acids. The transcript has 7 exons.